This is a messenger RNA of Oxyura jamaicensis (ruddy duck), 3077 nucleotides long. It is a transcript of the gene VTA1, whose product is annotated as vesicle trafficking 1. The transcript has 8 exons. Lineage: Eukaryota; Metazoa; Chordata; Aves; Anseriformes; Anatidae. Gene Ontology annotation, biological process: late endosome to vacuole transport via multivesicular body sorting pathway. Bases 70 to 993 code for a protein of 307 amino acids. The record is from RefSeq and is a predicted model, not a curated record. Gene Ontology annotation, cellular component: multivesicular body.
CGGGCCGGAAGCGGAAGGCUUCGGCGCCGGUUUGGGGAGCGAGAGCCGCCCGCUCGGCGUUGCUGCGAGAUGGCCGCUGCCGCCGCGCUCCCCCCGCUGCCGCCGCAGUUCAAGAGCAUCCAGCACCACCUGCGGACCGCGCAGGAGCUGGACAAGCGAGAGCCGGUGGUGGCGUACUAUUGUCGUUUGUAUGCAAUGCAAACAGGCAUGAAGAUUGAUAGUAAAACCCCAGAAUGCCGUAAAUUUUUAUCUAAGCUUAUGGAUCAGUUGGAAGCUAUGAAAAAGCAAUUUGGUGAUAAUGAAGCAAUUACUCAGGAUAUUGUUGGUUCUGCUCAUGUGGAGAAUUAUGCUUUGAAGAUGUUUUUGUAUGCAGACAAUGAAGACAGAGCUGGGCAGUUUCAUAAAAACAUGAUAAAGUCCUUUUAUACUGCAAGCCUCCUGAUAGAUGUUCUGACAGUAUUUGGGGAGCUCUCUGAAGAGAAUGUUCAGCACAGAAAGUAUGCCAGGUGGAAGGCAGCAUACAUUCAUAACUGCUUAAAGAACGGAGAGACUCCUCAGCCUGGACCUAUUGGAAUGGAAGGAGAGAGCUUCGAUCUCGAAAGAGAAGAAGCAGGGUCGUCAUCUCUGCAUAGUGGAACAACUCAACCAACAUCAUCAUCUACAUAUGAAGCUAAUAACACACCAACUACUAAUUUCACUGGCAUACAUAUACCACCAGGUGCCCAUGCACCAGCCAAUACUCCAGCUGAAGUACCUCAUAACACAGGAGUGACAAGUAAUACUAUUCAGCCUGCUCCUCAGAAUGUCCCUUUAGCAGAUCCUGCCCUUUACAGCGCUCAGUCUGCAGGGGAAGUCCACUUGACUCCAGAGGACUUUGCCAGAGCUCAGAAAUACUGCAAAUAUGCUGGCAGUGCUUUGCAAUAUGAAGAUGUGAGCACUGCUGUGCAGAAUCUACAGAAGGCCCUCAAGUUACUGAUUACGGGCAGAGAAUGAAGCCUUUAUCCAACAGAUUAAUGUCGUUUGCCUAAAGAACUAACAGCUUAUUACUGUACCUAUUAGGGGAGUGGAAAUAAAAAGAAGUUCUCAAUUCCAUCACCUAUGACAACGAAAUCACUGUUUCAGUGUCAGAUUAGCAGUUAAGAGUACAGUAGGAAUCUCUGUUUUCAUUUUACAAAUAAUGGAGCUAGAAACAUAUGAAUGCAGUGGUUUGUUGUAAGCAAAAUACAGAAGUACUGUGGACACUGCUCAAGAGUUAGAAUUCAUGUUUCAAUAUUUAGAUUAUCAAAAUGGAAAAAUGCUGAAUGUGUUAAAACCUUGAACAUAAGAAUGCUCAGUUAAAAUUCUGGCUGAUUUUAUUAUUUUAAACAAUUAUUUGUUAACUGUAAUAGCUAUAAAAUGGUAACUAAAUUCUGGGCUUCCUCCUGAAAUGAGAGCAUGUGAGAAGUCUGAUAAAUACACAGUGGGAAGGACUUUUUUCUAUAUCUAAAUUAUUUGGGUAUUAUCUGAGACAUAAAUCAAAGUUAAGAGAGCCCUGAGGACAUUUGUGUUUCGUUUUAAGAUGCGCAGGAAAAGCAUCUCUCCAUACAUCAGAGCAAAUAAUUUUGAUAGCAUUCCAAACAAACUCCCUACCACUGCAUGGGCUACUGUAUGUAGUCUUGAUCAUUGGUUCUUGCUCUUUUUACAUGAACACUUAAAAUUUUCUUUAUGUAUGGAUAAUUAGAGGAAGUACUAAUGUUUAUCAGAGAUGAGGCUGAAACCAGAGGCAGAGAUUCUAAACAACGUGAACUUUUAGGGAGAUUUACUUUGUGGCUGUUCCAUCUAUUUAAUAGGCUGAAUCAAAGGCCAGUUCUUCAACCAUUAAAGCAGUUUUGGUUCAUCUCUGGUACUAGUGUCAUAGAACUUUGUUUUUCCAGCUAAUAUUCCUCCUGUCUGCUUUGUUGUGGAGACUAUUUGGACUUGGGAAUUAAUUAAAAUAUCUUGGAAAUGGAAUUUUGAGUCUUUUUAAAGUGUACCCUUGCAAUUCUAGAGCUCUUGAUUGUUAAAAAUUCAUCCACGCUGUUUGAAAGAAAGAAUAAGUAGUCUUUUAACCAGUGUGACAUAGUAAUUGAGUACACCGCAAAGCAUGUGCAAUUUAUGUAAUAACUUCUAACGUCUUUCUUUCCAACCUGCCAGAUCAAAUACACAUAUUCUUCGUAACUGCACUAUUUUUUCAGUGUCUGAAAUAUGUCUGAUAUUCAAAGCAAAAAGGUGAGGAAAAAAUAAAUCAUAAGCAUUAAAAUUUCACUGGUCAUAUCAUUUUAAGAGUGCAGACCUUCUUGACAGCAAGUUUGAAAAGGGUAGUAUGAAACUUAUUAAUGUAUCAUUAAGGAGAAUUUAAUGGCUAGAAUCAUUUAUUUUUUAAUGUAGAAGUUUUACAACAGUUCACCAAACUUUGAAGCCACAUAUUUUAAGCAACUGAUGUUUGGUAUUUAUCGUCCAAACUGAUGCCUAAGGUAAAUCAUAGCAAAACAUGUCCAUUCCAUUAAGUACAGCCUCUGGGACAGCUUUAAAUGUGGCAGAUAGCCCUAAAGCUCAAAUCAGUGUUGCAGAACAGUUUGAAAAUUGUAAUUAUUUGAAAAUGUCAGGAGAACAUGGGUAGAUAGACUAAUUAUUCCAAAUUGGAAUUUGCGGUAGGCAGUGGAAUUUAUGGCCCCAUUGUUAAAUGUUGUGUGAGCUUGUCUAAGUGUUGACUGAUUCGUUUUACAGCUGUUCUAAAUGAUAAAGCAACAACCCAUAAUUCCUCUUAAGCCAGUUCCCGACACAUACAAUUAGAAUAGUAACUAAAAUAGAGUGCUGUUGUUUUCCUGUUGUUUGCUACCUAACACCAACAGAUCUCUCUUCUUCACUGAUGAUUACUACCCACAUUUGCUCACCUUUCUCAUUUGGAUUGUGAGCUCUCAAUCUUAACCUUGUUUAGCAAAGAAGAAAAAUAGUUUUCUUUCAGAUCUUCCGUGUUCAGUUGUGCUGUUUUUGUAAACUAGAAUUUUAGUAAAUCUGUUUAAUAUUUGUUACUUAAAAGGCUUUUUGGUGUUGCUUAA